AUGCAUGAACUGAAGGAAGAACGCAAGAUACUCAUCAGUCAGACACCCAUCAGUCAGACACCUAUCUGUCAGACACUCAUCAGUCAGACACCCAUCAGUCAGACACCUAUCUGUCAGACACUCAUCAGUCAGACACCUAUCAGUCAGACACCUAUCUGUCAGACACUCAUCAGUCAGACACCCAUCAGUCAGACACCUAUCUGUCAGACACUCAUCAGUGAGACACCCAUCAGUGAGACACCAAUCAGUCAGACACUCAUCAGUCAGACACUCAUCAGUCAGACACCCAUCAGUGAGACACAUAUCAGUCAGACACUCAUCAGUCAGACACCAAUCAGUCAGACACAUAUCAGUCAGACACCCAUCAGUGAGACACCAAUCAGUCAGACACCCAUCAGUGAGACACCAAUCAGUCAGACCCUCAUCAGUCAGACACUCAUCAGUGAGACACCCAUCAGUGAGACACCAAUCAGUCAGACACUCAUCAGUCAGACACUCAUCAGUCAGACACCCAUCAGUGAGACACCUAUCAGUCAGACACUCAUCAGUCAGACACCAAUCAGUCAGACACAUAUCAGUCAGACACCCAUCAGUGAGACACCAAUCAGUCAGACACCCAUCAGUGAGACACCAAUCAGUCAGACCCUCAUCAGUCAGACACUCAUCAGUGAGACACCAAUCAGUGAGACACCAAUCAGUCAGACACUCAUCAGUCAGACACCCAUCAGUCAGACACCUAUCAGUCAGACACUCAGCAGUCAGACACCCAUCAGUGAGACACCUAUCUGUCAGAUACUCAUCAGUCAGACAUCCAUCAGUGAGACACCUAUCUGUCAGACACUCAUCAGUCAGACACCCAUCAGUCAGACACCUAUCUGUCAGACACUCAUCAGUCAGACACCCAUCAGUGAGACACCUAUCUGUCAGACACUCAUCAGUCAGACACCCAUCAGUGAGACACCUAUCUGUCAGACACUCAUCAGUCAGACACCCAUCAGUGAGACACCAAUCAGUCAGACACUCAUCAGUCAGACACUCAUCAGUCAGACACCCAUCAGUGAGACACCUAUCAGUCAGACACUCAUCAGUCAGACACCAAUCAGUCAGACACCAAUCAGUCAGACACAUAUCAGUCAGACACCCAUCAGUCAGACACUCAUCAGUCAGACACCCAUCAGUGAGACACCUAUCUGUCAGACACUCAUCAGUCAGACACCCAUCAGUGAGACACCAAUCAGUCAGACACUCAUCAGUCAGACACUCAUCAGUCAGACACCCAUCAGUGAGACACCUAUCAGUCAGACACUCAUCAGUCAGACACCAAUCAGUCAGACACCAAUCAGUCAGACACAUAUCAGUCAGACACCCAUCAGUCAGACACUCAUCAGUCAGACACCCAUCAGUCAGACACCAAUCAGUCAGACACUCAUCAGUCAGACACUCAUCAGUCAGACACCCAUCACUUCAUUUCUGUGCCCCGUCAUUCCUCAUGUGCCGCCGCUUCUCGGCCUAGAAUGCACGGAGAAGGUCAGCCAACUCAGAAACCGGAACAGCAGAUUUCUAGUCUCCGAUGACCAAUCGAUAAAACAGAAAGCUUUUGGCCUCAAAAGCUGA
This is a messenger RNA of Haliotis rufescens (red abalone), 1614 nucleotides long. RefSeq lists its product as uncharacterized. The transcript has 4 exons. The record is from RefSeq and is a predicted model, not a curated record. The coding region runs from base 1 to 1614 and encodes 537 amino acids. Lineage: Eukaryota; Metazoa; Mollusca; Gastropoda; Lepetellida; Haliotidae.